CACCAGUAUAUAUUUGAGUUUAAAUGGUCUCCACCAGGUUAUAUCGUGAGUAUUUUAUGGUCUUCAUAUAAUCUCACGAAAGCACGCGUUUAAUGAAGACAACGCAAAACUUAGAACACGAAGUAGUGCGUUAAAUUAGUGCGAGGUGAGGAGUAAUUCUGUCGAAAGCCCAGCAACAAGCACAAGUCUGACCGUCCUUAAGAAAUAAAAACGAUGACGCGAGAGUUGUUCCCCAACUCAGACCUGCAUUACAACUGGUGAACUUAUUUGCAUUAACAAUUUUUAUAGGAAAUAAAUAAUAAAAAAUAACCCAACAAAAAAUGUUGCUAACAGUGCAAAUAGUAUAUACAACUCAUUGUAAAUAUCAUCCCAAUAAUACUCCGAACAAUAAAUUUUAUUAAAACUUAUAAAUAAAUCGCCAUAUUAUACAUAUGUAUGUAUUUGUAUUUAAUGGUUAAAAAGUAGCCUUUAUUUUGAAGUCCCUAACUUUGCGAUAUCUCGAAAGUAAAUAGUGAUCAUUUCCAAGAAAUAAUAAUAAGAAAUACCUCAAUAAAAAACACAACAAAAUGCAAAUUACUUCUAUAACAAGAAAUCUUUAAAAGCAGAAUCUGUCGAUAAAUACAGGUAGAUCUCAUCUCAAGAAUUCGAAUUUUCUCAAUCAUGCCUGUGAUCCAUAUAUAAACAAUUUACUUUCGAUAAAAUUACAUCAUUUAGUUAAUUAUCACCGUUGCGUUUACACGUUCACAAAAAUGCCCAGAGGAAGAGAAUUUGACGAAUCUGAAAAGAAAUUCAUUUUGCAACUGCAUCACGAAGGUCGAUCCAAUAAAUGUAUUUCGAAAAUUGUUAAUCGAAAUCCCAGAGCAAUAAACUACAUUAUCAAACAUAUUCAAAAACGAAAAUCCAUUGAAAAUUUACCAAGAUCAGGACGUCCAAAGGUGCUGUCAAAAGAUGUAGAAAAAGAAAUUAUCAAUAAAAUUCGCGAAAAUCCACAACUAUCAGCACCAGAGAUUAAUAAGGAACUCCGGACACAUUUAAAUAUAAAUAUUUCCGAUGAAACUGUACGCAAGGUGUUAAGAAAGCAUGAUUGGCAGAGACGUAUUACGAAUCAAGCUAAAUCUAAAGUUCCUGAACCAAAGACUUAUCAUAUUAAAGAUAUAACCUAUUGGAAGAAUGUUGUCUUUGGCGAAUUUAAUAUUUUCGGCUUAAACGGCAGGCGUAUGACAGGGCUUAAGGAAGCUGAAGCUGAUAAUGUCAUGGUUUGGUGUUGUAUGUCGGCCCACGGAGUUGGACAUUUAAGAUUUUAUGAUGAAAUCAGAGACCAUCAGCUAUAUUCUGAAAUUUUAGCAGGAAGAUCGGAUGCUAGCUCAACAAAACUAGGAUUACAUCAUAGUGUUUUUCACAUUCAACGGCAUGAGGAGGCUAAACUCAACGCCUGGGAUGCAAAAAAUCUUAACAAACUAGACAAAAAUCCAGAUUUUAAUCCAUUAGAGAAUUUACUAUUAUAUUUGGAAUAUCAACUGAGAAAACAUCCUAUAGAAUGCAAAAGUAGCUUACAAAUGGCUUUGCUGGAAGAAUGGAACAAAAUUACGCCUGAAAUGUGCAGCAAGAUGGUAGAAUCAUACUUGGAAGCAGCGAUUGGAUGUUAAUUAUUCUUUAUUGUUUUUAUAGAAUUAUUUAAAAACUUGAUACGCGAAUUUGUGUACUUUUGCAAUUAAUUUUAAUUUAGUUUUAAGCUAUUUAUUUAUUUAAGAAAACGUAACUGUUUUAAGAAAUGUGAUAUGAGACUUUUAAAGUCUGUCUAAAUAGUAUAAUAAACAGCUUGUUUA
Lucilia cuprina (Australian sheep blowfly) is the source of this 1826-nucleotide messenger RNA. RefSeq lists its product as uncharacterized. Bases 750 to 1646 code for a protein of 298 amino acids. Gene Ontology annotation, molecular function: DNA binding. The record is from RefSeq and is a predicted model, not a curated record. The transcript is spliced from 2 exons. Gene Ontology annotation, biological process: DNA transposition; DNA integration. NCBI's taxonomy places the organism in Eukaryota, Metazoa, Arthropoda, Insecta, Diptera, Calliphoridae.